AUGGAUAGCUUAAAACCCGAAGAAAACAAUGGUAAAGAAAAUGGGGCUACCAGUGAAAUGUCAGUGGCAUUACAUUCAUCGGAUAAUGAAGAUAAUGAAAUGUCAGAAAAACAUUCUCCGCUUGAAAAGGAUGGAUCAUCAUCACCAAAAUUUGAUGCUUUCGGUAUGCCAGCAUAUGUACCACGUUACCCACUGGAGCAAAGAAUUUAUGAAAGUGUAUUAAGUGUUCCAUGGGAUUUGCGUACACCAGAGCAAUCAUCCAUUAGCUGUACGUUUUUUGACUUUUUACGCGCAGGAAAAUUUUGGCGACAAGCAGAAUUUGCACUUCGUAUUACUCUGUUUGCUGUUCUCGUACCUUCUGCUAUUAUUGCAGCAGAUGUACCAAACUCACCUUUUGUAUCCACAACAUUUGUUCUCUCUGCAGGUGUAUUGGCAUCCAAGGUAACUGUAGGUGAGGGUUUAUCCUAUCUUUUAAUGUGGAUACGUGCUGGUUGUAUUUGGCUUCCCAUUGCCACUAUUGGAGCUGCUAUUGGACUUGGUAAUUAUAUUGUUGCCUGGUGUUUCUUCUACACUAUAUUUCUCUUUAUUAUGGCAGUUUUAACAGAAAAUAUGGUACGUCGUAUUUGUCUACUACUUUUUAACAAUUGUAUGAUUGGUAUAUUAGUUCAUCCUGAACGUACAUCUGUUUAUCCAUCACGAGUGAUGGUAGAUUGGUGUAUUGGUACAGGUCUUUGUUUAUUCGCAACACUCGUGCCGUACCCUUUUUACUCAAAGACAGAAGCAGAACGCACUAUUGGACGGAUAGCACGGAAUACAGGAGCUGCUGUAGUUGGUUUGGCAUCUUGUUUUUGGUCAGACUCUAAUGUGAAACGAAAUAUGGCCAUGACAAAGGUUCGUAUGCUUACCACAACAAUAGAUGAAGAGUUAAAACAAUUUUAUCAUGAACAAGAACAUUCCUAUUAUGAAUUUUUAUUUGAUUCAUGGAAGGUUCGAGAUGUACGAACUUUAAAGAUACAACUAUUUGAACGUCUUCGUACAAAUUUACGUGGUUUAUCUCGAGUACUUGAUAUUGUGGAAUCAAGGCCAUGGAUAGUGGAUGACUCUGAGAGAUCCAGAGCUUUUGGUGAAUUACUUACUCCCUAUAUUAUUCUAUUUGCUGGUACUCUAGAUAAACUUACGGAUUCUCUUGCUAAUGCUAAGACAUAUGAACAAAUUAGAGCUUUACAUGCUGAUUUUAUUGAAUUAAAUGAUGCCACAAGAAGACUUCAGCGUGAGUAUAAUGAAGCUCGACGAGUAUUAUUCUACGAAUAUAAAACAAGGGCACUUGAAGAAUUUGUUCCUUUGAUGACUUUCUUCAUUUUUUCAAUUGUUAAUUUUCGUGAUACUAUGCUACAACUUGAUUGUGAUGUACACAAACAUGAAUACAGAUGGCGUGAUUCCAUUUCUCAAAUUUUUAAUAGGGCAUUGGGAACCCCUAUUACAGAUAAUAUAAAAUUCUUUCGACUACUUUUUACACAAAUGCGUCGUCGAGAGAUUCAACGUGUGAUUGAGGCAGCCAAAGUAAGUGCCGCAAUGAUUCUCACCGUUGGAUUUUCAUUCCUUAUCGGUACUGAUAAGAGAACACUCUCUGGACCAAAUAUUAUUGCUUUCGUUUCUGGCAGUAAUCCAGUAGAGGCUGUACAGGCUUCUAUAGUUCGACUGACUGCAUGUAUUCUUGGUACAGUUUUGGGAUUUUUCGCUGGUACUUAUUCCACCUCACGUGUGGAUAAAGUUGCAUCUUUAUGUACACUUAUGUGUGUAGGAACAUUUUUUCGAACAGAUAAGGAAUAUGGUAUUAUGGCAGUUUACGCAAUGUUCGUUUUAAUUCCCUUGGACACAGUUGAUGAUACAACAACAGAAGAUACAAUUUCUCGUAUGAAUCAAAUUACAUUUGGAAUUCUUAUUUAUGUCUUGAUAAGUGUUCUUGUUUUACCACUAAGCCCAAGUUUGAUUUUACGUAAGAAACGUAUUAAUAUUCUUAUCAAGGUAAGUGAAGCUUUAACAAAACUUUGUGGUCUCUUCUCAGAACCGUUGCCUAUUGGAAACAUGCGAUCUACCAGUAUUCUUAGGAAUGAAAGAGGGGCAAAUGAAGAUUUGGAUGAAUUAAAGGGAUCGAAUGACUUUUCUGCCAUGUUAAAUAGGAGCACUCGCCUUAUUAUUCGUACAGAUGAAGUUAUGAAAGAAAUUGAUGUUCUUUUAAAUGAUAUUGAAAGAAGACUUAAAGGAACAUAUAUGUUUAUGGGAUUUGCACAUGAAGAACGUGGAUUGGUGGCUGUGGAUUAUCCAGUAAAGGCAUGUGAGGGGGUAUCACUUCAUCUUCACCGCAUGGUUUCUCUACUUAAAACGAUGUGGUGUAGUUGGGAUGUGAUGAGAAGUCAAAAAUAUUAUACACCUGAAACUCGUCAAAUUCUUCAUACUUUACAACCAAUUGCUUGGGAUGCUUGUAGAUCAUUUUGUCGUUUUGUAAGUAUGUUAUCUUAUUUAAUUCGGAAUCCUACAGUUGCACUAGAGACAGAUCUUAUUGAAGUAAUAUUGGAGUUUAUGCAAGCUGUAGAAGAAUUACACCUUCGCAAAAAUCAAAUUAUGGUGUAUGUUAUUAAUGCCUCUAUUGAUCGAUUUAAUCGUGCACGUGUGGAACCAACUUCUCUCUUUAAGGAACCAUCAAAUGAAUCUAUGAUCGCUAGAAGAGAAAAAUCCUCUCUUCUUAUUAAACGCUGCAAUAAGCCUCACUCUGCGGAUAGUAAUACAUUCCUUCCUCUUCUUCGCAAAGGAACAAAUGUGAAUAUCGCAGAAGAAGAAGAAAAAGAAAAAGAGAAAAAAAAAGGUGAAGAUCUUGUGGUCCUUUCAGAUAGUUUCACCUUACCUGUAACAGGUGAAGAUGCAGAGGGAUUACACUCCUUCACACUUAGUUUACUGAUGUUCUCUGAGGAGUCUAAAUUCUUGCUCAUGAACUUUGAAGAAAUGGUGGAGGUUGCGCGAGACAAGAUGCAUUGA
Molecule: messenger RNA, 3033 nt
Organism: Trypanosoma theileri
Lineage: Eukaryota; Euglenozoa; Kinetoplastea; Trypanosomatida; Trypanosomatidae
Exons: 1
Coding region: 1-3033 (1010 amino acids)
Biological process (GO): transmembrane transport
Cellular component (GO): plasma membrane
Molecular function (GO): transmembrane transporter activity
Source: RefSeq, a predicted model, not a curated record